Messenger RNA from Fusarium coffeatum, 603 nucleotides. RefSeq lists its product as uncharacterized. Lineage: Eukaryota; Fungi; Ascomycota; Sordariomycetes; Hypocreales; Nectriaceae. The record is from RefSeq and is a predicted model, not a curated record. The transcript has a single exon. The coding region runs from base 1 to 603 and encodes 200 amino acids.
AUGCUUGAUACUUCACAGUUACCUAGAGACGUCGAGCUUUCAAGGUGGAAUCCUACUCCGAUUGACCAGCCUUGCGCGUGCAAAUCUCAGGGACAAAGCAAAGACUGCACUUCGGAAACCGAGACAUCACCUUUCUUCCAGACUCUAUCUCCCAUCCCACGAACUCAAGCCACUACGGAGGAUGCUACAACCGAAAACCUGACCCAGGAAGCAGUCCACGACAACCAGCCGGCCCAUGCCCACGGCUCGAAAUAUAUUCCAGUAUUUGACGAGACCGAGCCUUCCUUAGAGGAACAGCUUCCUGAGAUAAAUAAGCCUGACUUGGAAGGUCUUCUACCUCCAGAUACCUUCGCUCUUGACUCUGAGGACGAUCUCAAUCUCCAUGACCCGAUGGCACAACACUUCCGUAGUCCUCCCGAUUUCGAUAUAGAAGUCUUGUUAGAUAUCCUAGAAGCAGGCGAAGCGAGCAAUGAGGGCAGCCAUCGCACUGAAUCGUCUUCUUCAGUUGAUGAAAGCAACUUCCAGGAUGGUUUACCUACGUUUGAAGAUCAUGUGCGUCGGGAUUGUCUCGGUUUAUUUGGUAGUUUGAUUCCUGCGUUGUAA